Camelina sativa (false flax) is the source of this 556-nucleotide messenger RNA. RefSeq names its product dolichol-phosphate mannose synthase subunit 2. The record is from RefSeq and is a predicted model, not a curated record. NCBI's taxonomy places the organism in Eukaryota, Viridiplantae, Streptophyta, Magnoliopsida, Brassicales, Brassicaceae. Gene Ontology annotation, cellular component: dolichol-phosphate-mannose synthase complex; endoplasmic reticulum membrane. Gene Ontology annotation, molecular function: enzyme regulator activity. Gene Ontology annotation, biological process: GPI anchor biosynthetic process; dolichol phosphate mannose biosynthetic process.
UCUUCGUCUUCCCUGUCUCGAGUAAUUUAGCUGUGCAAAUUAAGUUUCUUCGAUUUCUCUCUCAGACCAAUCGUGCUUUCCUCCGAAUCCUUAAACGUUUUGAACAUCACAAAUGGAAUUAGCAGAUCGAGCAGUCGGGCUGCUACUAUCUUCGAUCAGCUUAUCCAUAUUCACAUACUACACUUUCUGGGUCAUCAUCCUGCCAUUUGUAGAUAGUGAUCACUUCAUCCACAAGUACUUCUUGCCUCAAGACUAUGCCAUUCUCGUACCUGUCUUCGCCGGCAUAACCCUUCUCUCUCUCCUUUCCGUAUUCAUCGGCAUGGUCAUGCUCAAAUCAAAAAAGAAGAAGGCUUAAAAUCAAACCUUUGGCUUUAGACAAACUUCUGAUUAUUUUCUAGAGUUGUGUGCCUACUUUGUUUUGGUCUUUGAGAUGUUUAGUUCUGAAGUUAAAAUGGUGUAGUUGAACCCGUCCGAGACUAUGUCCUAUUGUCUGAAUACGUCACAUACUAUAAAAUUCAAAGCUUUUUCCUUGGAAAUUCUUAUAUUAUUAAUCUGA